CUUCCUGCUGCUCGCCUGCCUCCCGACGCCGCUUCUCCUCCCUGAAAGAGUGCGAGAUUUGCCCGAAUCUGAAGCUGGUUCGUACGGGUGGCUGCCCGGCCGGGCGGGCAAUAGCGCGGCGAUAGCGUGGCGUUGCGUAGCGGACGUGGGAAGGCAGCAUGGUAGGCGGGCUGCCGCGCUGCCCUGCGAGACCUGUGACCUGGCGGACGCGGGAGGUCACAGUAAUGAAAGGCAGUAGUAGGAAUAAGGAUCAUUCGACAGAAGGAGAAGGAACUGGGAAACGACCAAAAAGAAAGUGUCUUCAGUGGCAUCCCCUGCUUGCCAAGAAACUCCUUGACUUUUCUGAAGAGGAAGAGGAAGAAGAGGAGGAGGAAGAUAUUGAUAAGGUGCCACUCCUUGGCGCUGAUGGUUUAGAGCAGGAUGCUGAUGAAACUGAAGAUGACGAGUCCUCAGAGCAGCGAGCUCGCCGACCAAUGAAUGCAUUUCUCUUGUUCUGCAAACGCCAUCGCUCUCUGGUGCGGAAAGAACACCCUCGCCUCGAUAACCGUGGCGCAACCAAGAUCUUGGCAGAUUGGUGGGCUGUUCUAGAUCCAAAAGAGAAGCAGAAAUACACUGACAUGGCCAAGGAGUACAAGGAUGCAUUUAUGAAGGCAAAUCCAGGGUACAAGUGGUGCCCCACAACAAACAAACCUGUGAAAACCCAGACAUCCACUGUUACAAGCAGGAAGAAGCUGUGGGCCUUCCCUUCAGACUCUGCAAAAGAUAUACCAAGCCCAAGGAAAGUGACAAAAAGUGAAGAAAUGCCACAGCUUAACUUUGGGAUGGCAGAUCCUACACAAAUGGGAGGCCUGAGUAUGCUGCUUUUAGCUGGGGAACAUGCCCUGACUGCACAAGAGGUUUCCUCAAAUACUUGCCAAUCUGAUGCGACCGAUUCUACAGAAGUGUGUCAGAAGUCGUCGUUGUUUCAGUUUGCAGAGAUCUCUUCAAGCACAUCACAGCCAGGAGUUCCAGGAGCUGUAAAACAAACAGAGGAGUCUGCAUUAUUUCAGUUUGCUGAGAUUUCAUCAAAUACUUCCCAGCUGUCAAGUCCUGAGCCAGUAAAGCACUGUGGGAAGUCGGCACUCUUCCAGUUGGCAGAGAUUUCUUCAAGUACAUCCCAUUCAGGUCCUGAUUUAACAAAGCAGUGUGGAACAUCAGCAUUAUUUCAACUGGCAGAGAUGUGCCUUGCUUCGGAAGGGGUAAAAGUGAAAGAACCUGGGAAAAUAAAAGUGGAAGUAUCAGAAGAUGUGACAAGGGAAGUUCCAGAAAUGGAAGUGGAAGAACUGGAGAAGACAACAAUAAAAGACUCCUGUACAAGAAAAAUGGAACAAUCAGAGACAUUGCAAAACUGGGAUGAGACAAAAGCUGAGGAAUUAGAAACUGUAAAAUGCAGUGAUUUUACUAGUCUUCUAAAGGAUAGCAAUCCUUUUGAGAGAAAUGAUAACACAAAGGAUUACAUGUGCCGUUCUCCAGAGCUUUCAUUAGCUGAAAUGAGUAUCCUUGGGCUAGGCAAGCCAGAAAAGUUGAAGAAGAAGAAGAAGAAAAAUAAGUUGGACCGGCACACAAAUGAAAAAUCCACCCCUAAAAAGCCUUGUAAAAAGAGGCAGUCCUCCGAGUCGGACAUUGAGAGUGUAAUGUAUACAAUUGAAGCUGUUGCAAAAGGAGAUUGGGGUGCUGAGAGACUUGAAGAAACUCCACGCAAAAAAGCCCGCCCAUCCUCAAAUGUGAAGGGAAGCAUGUUGGAUACAAAAUCACCAAAGAAAAAAGUGAAAUCUAAAGAGAAGAAGACAUCAAAGGAGAAACCCAUGGAGACCACCAAAGAAUCGAAGCCUCCUGAUUUCCUUAGUAUUACAGCCAACAAGGAAGUACCCUGUGAGGCUUCUGAUAGCAUUAAAGUGGAACCACUGACCCCAACAGAGGAGGUGGUGCCCCAGAGCUUACCAGAACAGGUCAAAACUGAGGACAGUGACUGUGUUAAAAAAAUAGAAACCUGUGGCUCCAGGAAAUCAGAGAGAUCUUGCAAAGGUGCUCUUUAUAAAACUCUGGUGUCAGAGGGCAUGCUUACGUCUCUGCGUGCUAACGUGGACAGAGGAAAAAGAAGCUCAGGAAAAGGCAACUCCUCAGAUCAUGAAGGAUGCUGGAAUGAAGAAAACUGGGCUUUUUCUCAAAGUGGGACAAGCGGGAACAAAAAACUGAAAAGGCCUAAGCCAAAGGAAGAAUUUGUUUUUGGCUUAGCAAAGUUGGAAGAAGAAUUUGAAAAGAAAUUCAACAGCCUCCCUCAAUACAGUCCUAUUACCUUUGACAGGAAAAAUUCAUCUGUUCCAAGGAAAAAGAGAAAGGUUGGAAGCAGCUCAUCUGAACAACCAAAAUCCAACAAAGCCAUACUCUCAGAAGACAGAAAUCCCAUUGAGCUUGCCUGGAGGAAUAAAAUUUGUAUAUCUGCCCUAAACACUCCAGAGCCAGCAAUGAUGCAUGAGCCUUUAGUUGGAAGCCAGAAAAGGAAAGCGAGGAAAACUAAGAUCACUCAUCUUGUUCGAACAGCAGAUGGUCGCGUGUCACCAGCAGGAGGGACACUGGAGGAAAAGCCAAAAGAUCUUCCACAGAGCAGUCUUCAAAAAGCGUCGAGUGCAGAAACGGAUUGCAACAGUGAAUGCUCCGGAAAUGCAGAGACACAAGAAAAUCAUAGUAUUACAUCUGAUAUGCCAGCAGUGUCUGCAUUUUUUAGCUUAGCAGCUCUGGCAGAGGUAGCAGCAAUGGAAAAUGUACACAGAAAUCAGAGGGCCACGCCUCUCCCACAUGAUGGACAGCCAAAUGAAAUGUCUCAGGCUCCGGUGCUUAUUUCCUGCGCUGACCAGUGAAGCUCCACUUUAUUGUAAAACAUUGUGCUUUACCUAAUAUCCUAGCCUUGUCUUUACCAAGGGAAGCUAGUCAGUCCAUGUGAUGGAAACUAUAGACUGCAAGCAAGUGCUUAUUGCUCUGAGUGGCCCAGAAUUCACUGGAAGCCAGACAUUAGCAACUUGGGCCAGGUCUUCAAAUCGGAACCCAGUAUGUAGGAGGGUGAUAUUAUUUGUCUAUUAAUGAACAGGAAUGGAAUGAUCCCAGAGCUUGCUUUCUAUUGAAGGCUUUUAAACAGUAAAUAGGUGGUUGAUAUGAAGAAGGCUGCCUUUACUGUUAGUUCACACAGCAUCUCUUUUACCAACCAGAGAGUAUGGCAACUAGUUUCAUAUAAUGCCUAGUUAAAUGAAAAUGAAAAAAUCAACAACAACAAAAACACUGACGCACUGCACUAGUUAUUAUUAGAUAUUCUUAGUCAUUUUUGUACAUGAAGAUUUAAGUUCUAAGAUGGUUUAUAUUAAUAGGUUAUGCCUACGUUUAUAUUGUAGAAUGAAUAUAAAACCUGUUCCAGAGAACUCAAGGCAGCCUGGACAGAUGUACCAUUGUUAGCGGUGUUUGGGCAGCCACGUGGUCCAGAUGUUCUGCACUUUUAUAUUUGCCACCAGAGUGGUAGAGUUUACUGGCAAAAAUUCUGACAGGCUAUGUUUGGGUUUUAUUUCUUUUUAAUUUAGCUUUGAAUAACCAGGAUGAUGUGCAUUAGAAAAAGGAGUGGUGUAUGGAAAAGAAAAAUACUGCAGAGAAUUGACUUGUCUUUAAUGCCUUGGAAGGUUCCUUUAUUUUUGCAUAGAUAUCUGAGUGACUUGGUGAAACUUUCCUGUAAACAAAAAGUACUGCGAGUAUGUUUUUCAAAAGUGACCUUAGUAUUAUUUCACCAUUCUGAAAGACCUAAAAGCAUGACUUUUCAAUAUACAUGUACUCUGAUAAGCAUACCUUUUACAUUUUAAAGACACUGGCAUUGUUGUAGUUACUAUGCACAGAUGGCUUCAGAGUUUGUAUAAAGGGCCAAUUACAGUUUGUGUUGGUCAAGGGGAAAGUUUUAUGCAGAUAAACUACAACUGAAGAGUAAUGUUUGACUGAAUUCAGACUACCACAGAUCCACCUGCCAGCUUCUAUCUUUGCUUAUGCUGAAUUUUUGUGGUUUGCUCUCAUAAAUGCAUCCCAAAAUCCAGGCCAAUUGUAUCACUUGGCCUGCUGUUUUCACUAUUUCGACUUACACUAUUGUAUAACCAAGCAUUGAUUCCUACCAACAGAUGCAAAAUGAUCACUAGUAAUUAAACUAAAGCUACAAAUUCAACAGGGUACUUCUUCAAUAGCACAAGAUGUUUCCCUAAUUUUUGCAUUGUAGCACAACAAUUUACCAAAUUGGACUCCAGCAAUAAUUUUAUAUUAGUCUUCGUCAUACUGGCUGAAUUUUUGAUAGUAUUAGAUUGAGUUUGAAGUUCUUUGAAUUAAGUCUUUAAAUGAUGCGAGUUUACAUCAUUCUAUCAGGCAUUCUUAUUUAUACUUGACUGAAUUGAUAAUAUGUUUUGGGGUUAUUUUGUAACUAAUUUGAUGUAAUAGCCAUAUGGACAGUAACUCUAUUAAUGCUUGCUAAGUUUAGCCUUUCAUUGUUGUAGCUAAGUGAAAGUCUUUGGUUCAUUGUUGAGAAUCAGUAUAACAGGAUACCACGAGAGUUGUAACAAAGGGUUAAAGGUUUGACUAGGGUAGACAGCUUGGAAAGUCUCACUAAAACAGCACCAUCAAAGAUGCAUGUGUUGGAAGAAGGGAACAACUACAAAAGAACAACAAAAUUUCAGAGCCAAUGAGUCAGUGAAAAGGCUUUUUUAAAAAUUCAGGUGAAUAUAUGACUAAGAGCCCCUCAAAUGCCAUUGUAGCCUAUGGCAGUAUUUUUUAAUAAGAUUUUAUUAAAGUUUUAUAAGUUAUUUUAACAAGACAGGAAAAGCUAAAGACUUUAAACUGUUGGGUCACAGCAAGGUGGCUGUUGGAGUUUUGGACCACUUUAUAAUUAGCUGAAAUCCAAAUAUGUUACAGUGCAGGCCGUUCACCUUGACAAUGGUACUAACUUAUUUCUCUAGAAACCUUUAGAGUAGAUAUAUUUUUGUCAAAGCACCCCAUCCUUCCUCAAUUUAAAUUUCAAUAUUGUUCCUGAAGAUAUUUCUGUAUAUUAAUGGUACCUUUUUUAAAAGAAACAGAAAAUUACUUUUUUCUAUAUGAAUUAAUAUCUUACUUGAUCUGCUUUUCCUUGACUUUCCCUUAGAGAGGGGGUAGGGUUGGGUCAGUUUACUGGAUAUGACUGUUUUCAGAUACUUAUAAACCUUUUUGUAGAUAUGCUUAAUUUUUAAGCGAUUAGGCACUGAGAGUAGCAGAAAUCCUGCAAAGCUUUAUAGUUCACUAGGCAUUUGCCUUCGUUGGUUCUCUGAGUGACGUCUUGAUUUCAGUAGCUAGAGUUUUCCCUGAAUCUACUAGAAGGGGUAUCAGUAUUUUCAGGUAACAAAGUCUGUUAGCACAACAAAAAUUUCAGACCAAUAUCUUACUGUAUUGGGGUUGGGUUUUUUUUUUUCCUGUUUGUUUUGUUUUAAUUUUUAUUAAUUUCAGCUGCUUUUGUUUUGAAAAAAUCAUAUUGCUAUUGUGUGUACUUCAGUAUACCAGCAAACACUGUUACCUGUUAACACAUUGUCCACAAAUGCCUCUAGAAAAGAAAUUGUUGCACCUUAUGUAUAUCUCAAGCAAACCAAAAUAUGAUGCUUUUCUGCUUUGUUUAUUCUGAAUAUGUUGUAUCAUACUUUACUGAACCCAUUUUAACUUAGCUAAAGCUAUCAAUAUUUAUGCAUUUCACAUUAUUUUCUGGAUCUGAACCUGUGUAUAAAUCUUUCUUUAAA
Messenger RNA from Meleagris gallopavo (turkey), 5813 nucleotides. It is a transcript of the gene BBX, whose product is annotated as BBX high mobility group box domain containing. Gene Ontology annotation, biological process: regulation of transcription by RNA polymerase II. Gene Ontology annotation, cellular component: nucleus. The record is from RefSeq and is a predicted model, not a curated record. Gene Ontology annotation, molecular function: RNA polymerase II transcription regulatory region sequence-specific DNA binding; DNA-binding transcription factor activity, RNA polymerase II-specific. Lineage: Eukaryota; Metazoa; Chordata; Aves; Galliformes; Phasianidae.